Molecule: messenger RNA, 1632 nt
Organism: Dovyalis caffra
Lineage: Eukaryota; Viridiplantae; Streptophyta; Magnoliopsida; Malpighiales; Salicaceae
Source: the annotation of a GenBank genome assembly
AUGCAUCAAAAGAAAUCUGAAACACUCAUCACAAAACGAAGCAGAAGAAGCAGAGGAGAGAGGGGAAGACAUACAUCUCCUGGUUUCAAACCUCCCUUACCUCUCUUUGAUCCUUCAAUCCAUCAAAAACAAGAAGAAGUCCAAAGACAAAAGCAAUCUCAAUCAAACCCACAAAACCAACCUCUUCUUCAAAUUCAAAUCUCACCACCCACAUCACCAAACCCACCACUACUGACCCACCAACCUUACUUUCAAUCUUACCAUGAUCAAGACCAAACCUUGUUCAAUAAUCUUUCAACAGAAACAACAACACAAAAACCUCUUAUUUCGGCACCCCACAAGAGAGUAACAAUUAUGGCUCAGUCACCGCCUUCCUCUCUCUCUCACUCUCCUACACUUUCCUCUCGCCAUAGAAACCUUAACCAAUCAAAUUUUCAUAAAAAAACAUUCUUGAAUACUAUUACUACCCCAUUUACUACUCAAUUAUCUAUCGAGACUCUAGCUCACAAAGUCUUUUUCCAUUUCAGCCAUGCUCGUUUGCUUUGUGUACAUUUGAGGGUUUUGAUUCUUAUUAUUUUGCCUGCUCUUUACUUCUUUUUAUCAAAUCCUCAUCGCUUGUUUAUCAUAAAUUUGCUUUUCAUUCUUGCGUUCUCAAUUACCCUUUUAGUAUGUCUCAAUCUUGUGCUUCCUCGCUUGCCUUCUAUUCGUUUACUUGUAGCUCGUUCAUUGCCAAAUAAGUUCAAGUCAACAAUUUUACCUACAAAAGCUUCAAAACCUGUGGAGUGGUCAAUUGGGUCUAAGCCAAAAAUAGACAACAAGCCUUAUUCGGGAUCAUGGGUUCAGGUUUAUAGUAAUGGUGAUGUUUAUGAGGGUGAAUUUCAUAAAGGGAAAUGUUCAGGGAGUGGGGUUUAUUACUAUUAUAUGAGUGGGAGAUAUGAGGGUGAUUGGGUAGAUGAGAAGUAUGAUGGCUAUGGAGUUGAAACAUGGGCUAAAGGGAGCAGAUACAGAGGGCAGUAUAGGCAGGGUUUAAGGCAUGGAAUUGGGGUUUAUAGGUUUUACACGGGUGAUCUUUAUGCUGGUGAGUGGUGUAAUGGGCAGUGUCAUGGGUGUGGUAUUCAUACUUGUGAGGAUGGGAGUAAGUAUGUUGGGGAGUUCAAGUGGGGUGUUAAGCAUGGGCUUGGCCAUUACCAUUUCAGAAAUGGGGACACAUAUGCUGGGGAAUAUUUUGCAGAUAAGAUGCAUGGUUUUGGAGUAUAUCAGUUUGCAAAUGGACAUUGGUAUGAAGGAGCAUGGCAUGAGGGGAGGAGGCAAGGGCUUGGUGUGUACACUUUCAGAAAUGGAGAAACACAAUUUGGUCACUGGCAAAAUGCAAUUCUUGAUGUAUCUACUGCAGAGAAUGGCAAUCCUAAAUCUCCAAAUGCUAUUAGUCAUCCUAAAGUUCUUAGUGCUGUCCAGGAAGCAAAACGAGCUGCUGAGAAAGCAUAUGAUGUGGCAAGGAUAGAGGAGAGGGUGAACAAAACUGUUGCAUCUGCUAACAAAGCAGCCAAUGCUGCAAGAGUUGCAGCAGUAAAGGCUGUCCAAAGACAAAUGCACCACCGGAACAGUGAUGAUGUACCAACUUCUUUUGUUUAA